Drosophila mauritiana is the source of this 3462-nucleotide messenger RNA. RefSeq lists its product as uncharacterized. NCBI's taxonomy places the organism in Eukaryota, Metazoa, Arthropoda, Insecta, Diptera, Drosophilidae. The transcript is spliced from 2 exons. The record is from RefSeq and is a predicted model, not a curated record. Bases 1460 to 3100 code for a protein of 546 amino acids.
AAAUAAUGCCAGAAAAAAGUCCGAUCGCUGAAUUUGAAUAUAUAGUAUAUAUAUAUGGAAACCAAACACCCUUAUCAGGCCCGCUGUGAACCUGAUCGGCGACCUUGGGCAGGAGGAGGAGAUAUCAAAGUGCCAGGUACACAGAAUGGCUUCCAUUAAACACUCGUGUGUCCUCCAUACAGAUGUGGAAAAUCCGCGACGCGACAACUAUGUAGACUCUCAAAGUCCGAAGAUUGGUUAUGCAUUCGGGCAUUAAGGUGUUUGUUUGCUUCACUUUCGGUUUUUAAUCUAAGGUCUAUACUAUGUGUAGGUGUGAGAUUAUUAUUACCGAGCAUAAGUUUCUUUCUGCGGCCGCGGGGUUCAUAGUAGAACCCCUUAUCAGCAGCAGUAAUGGGAUUGAAUACCAGGCCAAAGUCCGGCUGGGACCACAAAUGUGCCUGGAGAUCAGCCUGGGGAUCUGCUUGGGGACCUGCAAUGCAUCGAUCGUGCUCCCCCCGAACUGACCAUACUGAUCUUCGGCUCCGACCGGAGAUUUCCCGGCUCUCUUGGCAACGGGCGCCACCUCCGCCUCGCUGGAACCUUCAAGCGGCGACGAUGAUUUAUACCCGAUCGCCGAAAAUCUCAGACGAACGGAGGAGAGCGGAUCAUCCCGAGAGUUGGCGACAAUAAACAUCACGUUCGCCAACACAUUGUUCGGCUGAUCAGCCAAUUUAUAUGGCUACACUGAGAGAGAGGGUUCCAUCAUCUGGAUGAUGGCGACAGUAUUUUAUAAUCGCAGCGAGUUGAGUAAUAUUUAUUUGAACGGUGUUACAUAGUUACUAAUCCAGUUCAAUCAACAAUAUAAUAGUGUCGGCAAGUAGUACUUUAAACUUAGAUAGGUUUUUAUGACAUAUGAUAUUGUUUCGUCUAUGGAACUUUGCUUAUAAACCAAAAAUUCCAAAUUCUAGCGCCUGGCAACUAGCAAAUCCAUUGUGAUAAGCCCAUCAGCAUAGACAAAAAGAAACUGACCUACCAGAAAUGAACACAUUACUAUUAAGGUCACUAUUUUGAAAUGGGCAGACUUUAAACUUAAGGUUUUCGUGGUGUCUGAAUCUGAUAGUACUAUUUAUAAGACUUUCGAAGGAGUACCUGUUGUCGAAGUCUAUUUCCAGUGGCCAUAAAAGUAGUGCAAUUAACUAAUCAGUGCGAUAAGGUAGCCAACAAUUAGACCCAAAAUUUGCGUGAGUUUUUCUGGCAGUGCACAAGGUAUAGACAGGGAUUGGCCGAUCCCAGCGCCGAUGGACAUGUGUGUCUGGGUUGGGUUAUCAACGGUCGCGGCUGCAUCCCAUAGGUUUAAAGUAUAGCUCCUAUUUAAAACGCGAUUUAGUCACAGUUCGGAUUUUGCCAGCAGCAGCACGGCAGCUAUAAUCGGAGAUUACACGGCGAAGAUAAUACGGAAUACGCGAGUGAGCGAGUGAAGAUGUCCCAGACCCUGGACGAUCUGCUGUUGCGCCAGGAGCACGCCCGGCAACUGCGCCAGGCCACGCGCUCCAAGUUCCGGCGCAUCAACUCGCUGGAUCUAAUACCGGAGCACCCCAGUCAAUCGGAGGAGGAGGAGGACAAGGAAUCCCAGACGGCCCACAAGCACUUUGUCACCCUGAGACGACAGCGGACGGCUGAUGGCAAUCUGCUGAGGCAUCAGUUUCAGACGCAGUCGCCGCCACAACCCAAUCUGGGCACCCGAGUCCUGCUCUUCGGACCACAACUGCUGAUGCGUCUGGUGCUGACCAUCCUGAGAUAUGUCCUCUACAUACCACUGUCCAUUGCGGCGCCCAGCUUUUGGUUGUCCGCCCUGCUCUGGAUCUUUUGGAAACUGCUGCGGGUGCCCAUUGCGUUGGUCAAGUGGCUACUGAGCGGCGAGGAGGAGCUGGGUACAGUGCAGCGACAGAAGACCAUACUCCUCAGCUGCGGCAGCACCAUACAGACCCUACAUCUGGCCAGGAAUUUCUACGGAUCCGGCGCCCGUGUGGUGGUCUUUGAAUUCGAGGGAUUGUUCGGAUUGGCCAGGUUUUCCACAGCGGUGGACAAAUUCUAUGUGGUGCCACGGCCAACGGCCAGCAAUCCGGAUCAGUACAUAGCCGCCUUGUGCCACAUAGUGAAGAAGGAACGACCCUCUGUCUAUAUACCCGUUUGUGCCACCAGUCCGGCAUACUAUGAUUCCCUGGCCCGACCCCAUCUGGAGGUCCUCGGCUGUGCCAGUUUCAUACCCGGAGUGCAGGAGACACUGCAGCUGGAUGACUGCCUCCAGCUCUUUCAGAGAUGCGAGCAGCAACAGAUGGCUCUGCCAGCCCAUGUGGUGCUGACUGCUCCACGGCAAUUGCAGCAGAUCUACGAGAGCGGUUUCGUGGGCAGCUAUAGGAACAUACUCAUGGCCGCAGGGAUGCAGGGAGUGCUGGAGCGGCACAAGUACAUACUGCCCAAUAGGCGGGCGGAACUAAAGCUAAAUCAGCACGAGAUCAGCGAGCGGCAGCCGUGGCUGGUCGUGAGGGAUCAGCCGGGCUAUCACCACUAUGUGACCUGCACCACCGUCAAGGAUUCGCGGGUGGUGGCCAAUGUGAGUUGUCGUGUGGAGCAUCAUACCAAGAAUCUGAUCCCAGUGCCCAGGGACGAUGAGGCGCAGAUAGAACUCUGGUUGCGUUCCUUCUUCGCCAAGGUGCGCUUCCAGAGGCCCAUCAAUGGGCAUAUAAGCUUCCGCCUGGUCAAGAGCCCCGCCCAUGGUGGUCAGUUCGUGCCCCUGGGCACGCGACUGGGCGUGGCCCUGCCCUACAUAUGCCACAAUCGAUCGCAUGCCCAGUUGCUGUGCCGUGCGAUGAAGUGCAUCCACAGGCGGGGACUGCCCGAGGACGAACUGCCCAACUGGAGCUGGUCGGCGCUGGAGAGAAGCACCUCGACCACGGCGCUGGACAAGCGGGAGGCAUUGUUCGCCUACUGGGAUCCACUGCCCUAUUGCGCCUACUAUCAUUUCCAGCUGCCGCUGGAGAACGUGAAGCUGUUUUUGCAGCGCCGGAAUCGCAGCGCGACCAAAAGCUUAUCGCCACGCAUCACGGUGCCGGUUCAUUGAACGGAGCGGCCGGAGCUGGAGCCACUGCAUCGGCUUUAAGCAUCGAACAGCAGCAUCUAGCCUCUGGCAUCCAGCAUCAGGCGUUUCUUUAGCGAGAGAGAUUACACAGACUGAUCAAUAAUGGAAUAUAUAGAAAUCUAUAUAGCAUAUAUAUGUACAUAUAUAUAUAUAUAUAUAUAUUUGCAUUCUAUACUAUUUCUUUUUUUUUUGUUUACGCCAUUGGGGUUCAACAUCCAUCUAAGAAGAUUAGGCCGUUAAAAAACAAACGUGUACCGCUCACACACACACACCACACACACACAUGCACGAAUAUAGCUAUUAUACCACAAUAUAUUGUACAAUAAAUAAUAUUUAUAUUUUAA